AUGGGCACACUAGCAUAUGUGCCCGCCACCGCGCCCGCCGCGCCCGCGCCGCCGCCGCACGCCACGCUGCCGCUCACCGUCGAUAAGGUCAGUCACCUUGUACCAGCACGAUCGUACAUCCUGAUGCACCCAUAUGUGGCCGCCACCGCGCCCGCCGCGCCCGCGCCGCCGCCGCACGCCACGCUGCCGCUCACCGUCGAUAAGGUCAGUCACCACACAUAUGUGCCCGCCACCGCGCCCGCCGCGCCCGCGCCGCCGCCGCACGCCACGCUGCCGCUCACCGUCGAUAAGGUCACAUAUGUGCCCGCCGCGCCCGCGCCGCCGCCGCACGCCACGCUGCCGCUCACCGUCGAUAAGCCAUCAUGCGUGUGCAGCUACGAAGGAACGAAUGCGCCCGGCACCGAAGACGCCGAUGACUAUCGAAGCGAAUGCGAAAACUGCAAAUCCGCUAGCAGUUCAAGGUGUGGUUCGCAGAUGGGUGUUAGAGGAAGGUUGGGAGGCGGAGGAGGAAGACGGCACGCAGACACUACAGCGCCGCGCGCCGCCCGCCGCGCCCGCGCCGCCCGCCACCGCCACGCUGCCGCAGCCCGUCACCAAGCAGAGGUGAACCUUGAACCUUACGCCGCACGCAUACAGUCCACUCUCGACCGCCGGGCGCCGGCACUAGACACUGCCGCGCCCGCGCCGCCCGCCACCGCCACGCUGCCGCAGCCCGUCACCAAGCAGAGGUGAACCUUGAACCUUACGCCGCACGCAUACAGUCCACUCUCGACCGCCGGGCGCCGGCACUAGACACUGCCGCGCCCGCGCCGCCCGCCACCGCCACGCUGCCGCAGCCCGUCACCAAGCAGAGGUGAACCUUGAACCUUACGCCGCACGCAUACAGUCCACUCUCGACCGCCGGGCGCCGGCACUAGACACUGCCGCGCCCGCGCCGCCCGCCACCGCCACGCUGCCGCAGCCCGUCACCAAGCAGAGGUGAACCUUGAACCUUACGCCGCACGCAUACAGUCCACUCUCGACCGCCGGGCGCCGGCACUAGACACUGCCGCGCCCGCGCCGCCCGCCACCGCCACGCUGCCGCAGCCCGUCACCAAGCAGAGGUGAACCUUGAACCUUACGCCGCACGCAUACAGUCCACUCUCGACCGCCGGGCGCCGGCACUAGACACUGCCGCGCCCGCGCCGCCCGCCACCGCCACGCUGCCGCAGCCCGUCACCAAGCAGAGGUGAACCUUGAACCUUACGCCGCACGCAUACAGUCCACUCUCGACCGCCGGGCGCCGGCACUAGACACUGCCGCGCCCGCGCCGCCCGCCACCGCCACGCUGCCGCAGCCCGUCACCAAGCAGAGGUGAACCUUGAACCUUACGCCGCACGCAUACAGUCCACUCUCGACCGCCGGGCGCCGGCACUAGACACUGCCGCGCCCGCGCCGCCCGCCACCGCCACGCUGCCGCAGCCCGUCACCAAGCAGAGCCGAACGGUGAUGGGCCCUCCUUCCAACUGGGAGAACUGGUUUAACACCAUACCGGACUCGGACACCGAGUCUGAAGAGGAGUAAGAUUCUAUAUAUUUAUUUGCAAAAAGAUAAACAAAAAAAUAUGUAUUAAUUUAUUCGUAGCAGCUUCUUCGAAAGAAACUAAAUCAACUAACAUUCCCCUUUAAGGUUAUGAGAAACCUUUAUAAUAUGUAAUGAGCAAUAUAAACCCCACCAAUUACAUAAUAUACAUUUAUUUAAGUCUAAAUUCAUAAAAUGAACAAAAUACUGCCUUUAUUAUAGAUGAAUCUAACCAUUCCGGUUUAUUAUUAUGAUAUAUUAAUAGUGGAACAUCACAAUUUGUGCACAAGCAAUUUUACUAUCGUAAUACGCUUUUUUUGCAACACAUGAGAUGUGUUGUCCAUUAUAAAUUAUUUUUUUACGUAAAUUAAAAAUAAUUGAUUUUAUUUAUUUAUUAUACCAAAGAUUAAUUUGUUGUAUUUUACAAUUUUACAUUUUAUUAAAAUAUUUUUUAUCAUUUUAUUUACAUUUUGUAUUAGAUAAGAGCCCAAUCAAUCGUUUUGUAAGUUUAAUUAGGUAUAGUAUGAGGGAGGGAGGAUACAUACAAAAUAGUAUUACAAUAAGUAGGUAAGUGUAUUUAAUUUUAUUGUAAGUAUUUAGGUAGCCAUUAACAGAUUCUAUCAUAGAGUAUAAAUUGUCGUAAUUUUCAAAGGAACAUUAAUUGGUGUUGAAAUUAUCCUGUUCAAAAAUUAAUAAAGCUCUCUUAGGCAAAAAUAUUGAAAAGUUGACGUUUAUAGAGUAAUAAUACUAGGAUAAAUGGUGCCAAAUGAGAACUGAAUACAAGGAAAUUUCGAGAAUGAACUCAAAUUCAAAAUUCUACUUGGAUCGUAGUAAGGUAGAUAGGUAGACUUUGGAAUUAUUAAUUUUGAAUUAUACUAAAACUUGUCUCCAUAAUUAUAUUCCUGAAAUUGAGUCGCAAGCAAACGAUAAACUAAAAAGCUCCUUAAAUAUGGUACAUUUUUGUUGUGAUGGUUCAGCCCUGUAUUAAUGCAUGGUUCAACCAAAGUAAACCUUUAUGGCGUGGUUUUGAAAUUGUGUAGAUAUUGGUACUCGCGUAUAGAUGCUGAGCUCAAAGUUGGUAUUUUUAACAAAAUAUUGAAUUUAUUAACGUCAGUUACGUACAAUUAACAUAGCAUUUUGUAUACUCUAAUAAAAUUAUCCACGGAUCUAUUUUUGUCUAAAUAAAAUAUUUAUGUAUUAAAUUAGAUGAUUCAUGUUGUAACAAAAUAAAUACUUGUAUUAAGAUAUUACAAAUUUUCCUUUAUUUUACGCAUGCCAAAUGUAUAUUUAUUGUAUUUUGUUGGAUAGAUAAGAUGUUCGAUUUAGACCGUUAUAAAUGAAAAAUUAGGAUUAUUAAUAGUCUGAAUUUUCAGGGUUGUAAGUAUUAAAAUAACGGUUGUAUAAAAUAAUAUUUUAAUCAUAAAAUAAACAAUAUUGAGUACUUUGAUCAAGUAGAAGACCCCUCUCAUUUUAUUUUCGAUUAUAUCAAGCCUUAAAUAAAAUUAAUUUAUUAUUAAUAUUUGAAUGUUGUUUAAAAUGUCUAAGCAUAUUUUUUUCUUAAAGUAUGAUUUUGUAGAUGAUGAUUUUAAAUUUAAGGUGAAACACAAGUGAGUAAAAUGUAAAUCGUAUUCGUAAGUACCUAUAUGCAGUAACAAUAGUAAUAAUUUGGCAAUACUGCCAGACGGAAGUCUCCUUUGAUUCCAGUGUAGCAAUGAUCAGUAUUAUAGCUGUUUCCGAACCAAAACCUAUGUAUAUAACUGAAUUAAACAAGUUAUUGGGAAA
Messenger RNA from Ostrinia nubilalis (European corn borer), 3342 nucleotides. RefSeq lists its product as uncharacterized. NCBI's taxonomy places the organism in Eukaryota, Metazoa, Arthropoda, Insecta, Lepidoptera, Crambidae. The record is from RefSeq and is a predicted model, not a curated record. The transcript has 7 exons. The coding region runs from base 1 to 732 and encodes 243 amino acids.